AUGUGGAUCCACUGCCUCACUGACUGGCACCAGGCUGGUUCUUACAGCUGGGGAUCAGCUGUGUUGUCAUUUCUGUAUCGGCAGCUGUGCGAGGCGUGCCGUCGGUCUUCGGGCUCCCCGUCAGUUGGUGGGUGUGUCUACCUGUUGCAGUUAUGGAUGUGGUCCCGUCUUCCUGUCGGUCGGCCCGAGAUUAUGCCGCGUCGACCGUGGUUCCCAGGUGAGCCGCCGAGACGACAGCCGACAUGGGCAUAUAUUUGGGAUCAGGUUAAGGUUAGCCAUACCAGAUUGGACCGCGCGUACCUGGAUUACAUCAACGAGAUAGACGCGCUCACUGCUCAUAGUGUAAAUUGGCAACCUUACGACGGAGACGAUCCACUUCCUUUUCCUCUUAGCUUCGUGUGUGUUCAGGACGAUGAUAUUUACAGGAUGGUGUGCCCUCUUAUUUGCUUCUAUGCUGUCGAGUACCACCUGCCACAUCGAGUAGCACGCCAAUUUGGGAUGAGGCAGAUUUGGCCACCACAGGCGACCUCGACUAGUAUAGAGUUACACAACGUGGAUCGAAAGAAGAAGCGGAAGAUCUCCGACUGGCCCGCGUUCCACCACGCGUAUAUUGUGGAAUGGGAGCAGUACGAGCAGAACUUGGACGAGAAUAACGAGCCGCACACAAACACCGCGUACAGGCACUACCAGAGCUGGUACCAAGUCAUCCGACGAUGA
Molecule: messenger RNA, 717 nt
Organism: Setaria italica (foxtail millet)
Lineage: Eukaryota; Viridiplantae; Streptophyta; Magnoliopsida; Poales; Poaceae
Product: serine/threonine-protein phosphatase 7 long form homolog
Exons: 4
Coding region: 1-717 (238 amino acids)
Biological process (GO): meristem maintenance; meristem development
Source: RefSeq, a predicted model, not a curated record